AUGGUACCAGCGAUCCAGAUGACCAUAUCGCCCAAUACAGACAAAGGAUGCUCGCGUAGCACUCCCGAAGGAGUCGCGCGAGAGUCGCGCGAAGCUACUAUGUGCAACGGAUUCGGCUCAACCCUGAUUGGACCCACCUUGCAAUGGUACAUCAACCUACCUUCCAGGUCCAUAUCCUCCUUUGCGAUCCUUAGCGACAAAUUCCUGGAGCAGUUCGCUAGCAGUAGAAACCUGGAGAAAACUUCAGAUGGCAUGUAUGACAUCCUCCAGCAUCGGGCUGAACCCUUGCGAGGCUAUAUAGCCCGCUUCAAUCAAGAGAAGGUGGCCAUUCCUGAAUGUAAUGUCCCUACUGCAAUCUAUGCCUUCAAGAGAGGCUUGUUCCCUGAUGGGGACCUCUACAAGGAGCUAACCAAAUACCAGUGCAAGACCAUGGAAGAUGUGCUAUCCCAAGCCUGGGCACAUGUAAAAUGGGAUGAAGACGUCGCAAUUCGUGCUAAGGCACAGCAAAAGCAAGACCCCAAGAUGGUCAGGCCGGACCGAAACGAGCAAGACGAGAGACCCUCUCCAAGACCAAUAAAGGAUUCCAGAAACAGAAACCGGGGCAGAUACCAGAACCGACCGAUCGAGAAGGCAGAAGGGAUGGCAGUGUCCACGUGGCCGGACAUCUCUCACCUCUCUAUCUCACAGCCGAAACUGGUCAAUGUUCUGAGGCAGAUGGGCCAACAGGUCAAGUGGCGUCAGAAGAUGAAAACACCCGAUUCUUUUCAGAAUCCUGGUCUUUGUUGCGAUUUCCACCACGACCACGGUCACAAAACGGAGGAUUGCGUCACACUAAUGAUCUAG
This is a messenger RNA of Brassica napus (rape), 843 nucleotides long. RefSeq lists its product as uncharacterized. Lineage: Eukaryota; Viridiplantae; Streptophyta; Magnoliopsida; Brassicales; Brassicaceae. Bases 1 to 843 code for a protein of 280 amino acids. The transcript has a single exon. The record is from RefSeq and is a predicted model, not a curated record.